AUGGACGGGGGCGGCCGCGGGUCCGGGAGCCGCCCGCCCAGCCCCGAGCCCGCCUCGCUGGGCCGCCCGCUGCCCCGGCCGGGGUCGGGGGGCACAGGGGGCACAGGGGGCACGGGGUCAGGGGGCACGGCGGGGCGGCCUGCGGCGGCCAACGCGGCCCGGGAGCGCAGCCGGGUGCAGACCCUGCGCCACGCCUUCCUGGAACUGCAGAGGACCCUGCCGUCCGUGCCGCCCGACACCAAGCUCUCCAAGCUGGACGUGCUGCUCCUCGCCACCACCUACAUCGCCCACCUCACCCGGAGCCUGCAGGACGACGACCAGGCAGCGGGAGAGGCGGGCACGGGAGAGGCGGGCCCGGCCGCCCUGCGCGCCCACGGCUACCUCCACCCCGUCAAGAAAUGGCCUAUGCGAUCAAGACUAUACAUUGGUGCAACUGGGCAGUUUCUGAAUCAUUUGGUGCCCGGGGAAAAAGCAAACCCAGGUGAAACUUCAACAGACUCACAAACUUAGCUUGGGGAAGUAAUGAAAGAUAGCUUUGUAUUUAUUACCUCAGACAUAUUUAAUAGUUGUAUUCAGGCUUAAUGAUAGCUUUAAUUUUUGAAAUACUGUCAGUUCUUCUAUAAUGCAGGGGUUAUAUUCCUGAAGAACCUCAUGUUCACCAAAAGCUGGCAUUCAAAUAUUCAAGCCAUGAACACAAAACAGGCACAAAGCUGUUUCUUCUGGCACCACAUCCAAUUGUAUCCAGACAUAUGCUCGUUAUUGGAAGAAGAUUUCUUAAUUCUGCCAUGACCUAUCCAGAUCAAUUAGGGAAACCACAUAUAUUGUUAUAUUGUACUCUACCAAGCACUUAGUAUAGUUCUCUGCACACAGUAAGCGCUCAAUGAAUACGAUUGACUGGCUGAUGCUUUCUAGAAGAACUGACCAUACUAUUUCUAGGUAAUUGUACUUGCCAACCCUCAACUUUGCCUAAUGUAAAAAUCAAUGUGAAAUUGUUGCUCUUACUAGAAAACAGUUGGAACAAUAUUUAGUGUUGUGCAAUAUAAAUUGAGUUUUCAAGAUGACCGAUGUCCUGGGAAAAAUGUACCUGUCAGAGUUUAUCAUAUCUUUCGCAACUGGUUGUUUGACACAUUUAUUCAAAAAGCUCUAUCUACUUUCUACACUAAUCCAUUUUCAUGAGGACACAUUGGGUCUUUGGAGGUCCUAUUCCAAACAGAAAAACCACUUUGACACUGUGGUUAAGCAUGGUAUGGAAAAGACUGUCUAGUUGUAGUUAAAAUGGUUCAAAAGAGAAAACUGGUUUAAGAUGUAAUUGACAUUAAAGUUGCUUCUUUUAGCUCAAACCUACUUGGUUGUUAAAUAUUCCUAUCCAAGGGGCUGUCCAUCUGGCAUCUUGUGUCUGCUGAUGAUACAGCCCAUGGUGAUUCUAGGUAAAGAAAGCCACAGGGAAGAGUAGCAAGCUUUCUGCCUUUCCCAGAAGGUGCCAGCUGAUACUAUUGGUUUGAUGGAUUAAUCCAGUGGAUUGACUCAUUGAGUGCCCCAUUCCCACAUCUCCCAGAUUAUUAGAAAAGGUCAAGAACACCCAGCUGUGAAUCCUAGUUUUAGUUCUCUGCUUGGACUAAGGCAGAGAUUGGAAGGUUCUCCCAGAUCAAACAUGGAAAGAACUAAGGCAGUAGAGGUAGAGCCACAAGGCUUGCUUCAGAACGUAAGCUAGUAAAAUAGAACCCGCAGGGUGCACUAGCAAGGGAACAGCAGUGGAAAUUAAAAUGAGGAAAUCUAGGGAGGGGAAUGCAAUGCCCUGGGGCAAGGAGGGGGACCAGGAGUCCCAUUUCUUCACCUCCCCUCUCCACCCUACCCCACCCCUGCCUCCACACACACACACACACACACACACACACACACACACACGACACUCUGUAGGCUCAGAAGUUUGUGAUGUCUUGUGGAAUGGGAAGAGUUGGUGAAAUUUUCUCUCCUUAGGGCAGACAGAUGUGCGGAGAGCAGAGACAUCAGGAAAAGGGUCACCAACAUAAAUAAGAAUUUUCCUGAGUCCUUUCAGGACAACUGCUGGGCUGAAUGCUAUGCUCUCCCCAUUUCCUCCUCUUCUAUAAUUCCCUCCUUCCCUCCGCCCGCCACUCCAUGAAGUCCUUCCAGUAGUUGACAAGCGAGAUAUUACAGCUGCUAAUAUAAAGCUUUCCAGACCGGGCAUUAAGGCUAACAGACCUAGUCCACCCAGAUUUGUUUAUUUGUUUGGUUGUUGAACCCGAGCCCUGAACAGAUUGGGCUUGAUCUGUGGGGUAUUAAGUCCAGGUACCCUUCCAACUUGGGUUAGACAAAACCCUCCUCCCUUCCCCUU
Ornithorhynchus anatinus (platypus) is the source of this 2353-nucleotide messenger RNA. It is a transcript of the gene TCF24, whose product is annotated as transcription factor 24. The record is from RefSeq and is a predicted model, not a curated record. Gene Ontology annotation, molecular function: protein dimerization activity; DNA-binding transcription factor activity, RNA polymerase II-specific; RNA polymerase II transcription regulatory region sequence-specific DNA binding. NCBI's taxonomy places the organism in Eukaryota, Metazoa, Chordata, Mammalia, Monotremata, Ornithorhynchidae. Gene Ontology annotation, biological process: developmental process; regulation of transcription by RNA polymerase II. The transcript is spliced from 2 exons. The coding region runs from base 1 to 510 and encodes 169 amino acids.